CUUUCACAGAUGAAUCCUCGAUAUAAGAUGACACAGAAUUCAACUUCUGUCACUGAAUUUAUACUCCUGGGACUCUCCAGUGACCCUCAGGUUCAACUCAUUCUCUUUGGUGUCUUUCUUAUUAUUUAUCUGAUGGCCGUGGUUGGAAAUAUAUUUAUACUUCUUAUUGUCAGCUUAGAUGUCAGACUCCAUAAUCCCAUGUACUUCUUCCUAUGCAAUCUCUCUGUAGUAGAUAUUGGCUACACAACUUCCACUGUUCCGAAGAUGUUGAUGAAUUAUCUCUCUAAUGACAAUCGAAUCUCUUUCUCAGGCUGCUUGUCCCAGAUGUACUUCUUCAUCUGCUUUGGUGGCAUUGAAUGUGUUUUGUUAGGCAUCAUGGCAUAUGACCGAUAUGCAGCUAUUUGCCACCCACUGCAUUAUAGUAUGCUCAUGCGGCCCAAAGUGUGCAUUUGGCUUGCAGUAACUGCUUGGAUUCUUGGCUUGUCAAAUUCAGCUAUCCACGCUGGCCUUAUGACCUUUUUGUCCUUCUGCCAGGAUAAUGUCAUAGAACAUUUUUUUUGUGACAUCCCUCCUCUCUUCCAACUAUCCUGCACUGAUACUCAGAUCAAUCAAAUUGCUACUUUUGUAUUUGGAGGAGGUAUAAUUAUGGGUUCCUUCCUGAUGACUCUGUUGUCCUAUGUAUAUAUAGCCUUAGCAAUAUUUAGGAUUGGGACUAAGGGUGGACGUCGCAAAGCAUUUUCCACCUGUGCCUCUCACCUGGCUGUAGUGAACAUCUACUUUGGCACCAUCAUCUUCACUUACAUACGCCCUAAUUCCACUUACUCUCAAGAGCAAGAUCAUGCUUUACCAGUGCUCUAUGGGAUUCUAACACCUAUGCUUAAUCCAAUCAUCUACAGCUUAAGAAACAGGGGUGUGCAACAGGCAUUUCAUAAAAUAAUUCAAGGAAAUUAG
Protobothrops mucrosquamatus (brown spotted pit viper) is the source of this 951-nucleotide messenger RNA. RefSeq names its product olfactory receptor 1020-like. Gene Ontology annotation, molecular function: G protein-coupled receptor activity; olfactory receptor activity. NCBI's taxonomy places the organism in Eukaryota, Metazoa, Chordata, Lepidosauria, Squamata, Viperidae. The transcript has a single exon. Gene Ontology annotation, biological process: G protein-coupled receptor signaling pathway. Bases 10 to 951 code for a protein of 313 amino acids. The record is from RefSeq and is a predicted model, not a curated record. Gene Ontology annotation, cellular component: membrane.